Mya arenaria is the source of this 1539-nucleotide messenger RNA. RefSeq lists its product as uncharacterized. NCBI's taxonomy places the organism in Eukaryota, Metazoa, Mollusca, Bivalvia, Myida, Myidae. The transcript has 4 exons. The record is from RefSeq and is a predicted model, not a curated record. Gene Ontology annotation, molecular function: protein binding. The coding region runs from base 35 to 1489 and encodes 484 amino acids.
UAAGAAUUCAUUAUCAAAAAGGCAGAGUCUCGUCAUGGCAUUGUUUGUGCUUCUGCUGGCGGUUUUAACGCAAUUGCGACCGACUGUGGCACAGCAAAGCGUUCCCUGCCCUAUUACCGGAGUCAAUAAAUGCGUGUGUACGGCUCACAUUGUAGAUUGUAACAAUCAUGGGCUUUCGAACACUCCUCCGCUGUCAAGUUCAAGUGAAUUCACAAGUCUAGAAUUGUCAAACAACUCUCUGACUGUUAUUCAGGCGGCUUCCUUUGCCGGUCUUAAUUUGACCAAUUUAGAUUUGUCAAUGAAUAAAAUAUCUUCGGUGGAAAACAAUGCAUUCUCUGGUAUUUCAAACCAGUUGAAAAGGCUUGAUUUGUCACACAACAAUUUGAGAUUUCUCCCCAAUGCGAUUGGAUAUCUUACAACUAUAAGCGAGUUGGACGUACGCUGGAAUCCAAUGCCUGGCUACUCAGGUGGACGCCAUGGUACAGAUGGACUGACUGACAGCGUUAUGAGAAGCAUAGGAAACACCAUUAAGGUCUUCAAAUUCGGCGACGCUAUGAUGACAUCUUGGCCGCAAAGUUUGAAUCAUUUCAACAGAUUAGCAGAACUCGUCGUGGCUGGUGUGAACAUACCGUACUGGCCACCGAAUGCCUUCCAUGGGUUUGAGCAAACGCUUAAGAAAUUGACAAUAGAAAACCUACCGAUCGGUUCUGUGCCAUAUGGCAUAGCUGGACUGCGACAUUUAGAAGAGCUGCACCUUGACAAUCUACUUUACCCAUUCGGUGACAGCAGUCUUGUCUCCCUUCCUUUUACUGAACUUGGUGGAACACUCAAAGUUCUUAGCCUGAAAAAUGACAGCCUAACAACAUUUCCGGAAGGCAUUAAACAACUAACGUCCCUACAGGAACUCUACCUAGAUGGAAACAAUUUGGAUUUCGUCAGUGAUGAAGCUAUAAGCCUGCUUAAAACGGCCAACGUCACGCUGUUAAGUCUUCGUAACUGCGCUCUGAAACGUGUUCCAGGGGAGAUUUCAGAUCUUAGGAACCUGGAGACUCUUGACCUCUCGGAAAACCUUAUAAGAAGCAUUGAGAGCACCGAUCUUCAGAACCUCCAUAACCUUCACACGUUGCGUUUGAACGCGAAUCCUCUCUUGUAUAUUUCUGACAACUCCUUGUGUGGCCUCGACAAUCUGAGGGACUUUUUCUUACAAAAUACAUACCUAACAGAAAUGUCUGUGGCGUUCAAAAACAUGAGGAGAUUGCACAAGCUCGAUCUAAGUGGCUCCCACAUUGACUGUACGUGUGAUCUGACAUGGGUCAAGUCUUGGAUACAGAAGUGUCGGCUUGACGAAGGAACGCCAGAAAUCGAGGGCGAUUGUGAAACGAUAGACAACAAGCUGAUGACAUAUGUCAACAGCCGUCUCCCGAACUGUCCCGGAUUCCAUGAGGAUGACUUGGUGUUCUCGUGCACAGGCACUUGUAUUGAGCACUAAAGUUGUACGAAACGUACGCUCUGUAUGUCAGAAUAUAACCGUUGAAUACA